Molecule: messenger RNA, 708 nt
Organism: Impatiens glandulifera
Lineage: Eukaryota; Viridiplantae; Streptophyta; Magnoliopsida; Ericales; Balsaminaceae
Product: thionin-like protein 2
Exons: 2
Coding region: 94-501 (135 amino acids)
Source: RefSeq, a predicted model, not a curated record
AUUGGCCCACAAAGAUCAAUUGCCCUAUAUAUAUAUAACCCUUAAUUAAAGAGAAACCCCUCACUCACAUUUCAUUUUCUAGCCAAAAGAGAGAUGGAGAUCAUGAGAAGGAACUUAGCAAUAGCGAUUGUGAUCAUGAUGGCGAUGGUGAGCAAUGGCGGAUGGAUAUUGGUUGAAGGGCAAACAGGAUCAGGAACCACAUUCAGAGAUUGCUAUGGGGGAUGUUUCAUAUUUUGCGUGAUAAAACCACCACAUUCCGCCUUCGAUUGCUCUUUAGAUUGCCUCAGGGAUUGUUUGCUUCCAUCCAUUCCUCAUAACUCACCCGAUCAUCUCCACGACGAUAGCAACAACAAUAUAAACACACAUCGCUUUUGCAACUUUGGAUGUGCUUCUUCCUUAUGCUCCAACAUCAGCACCCGACAAAAACCUCAGGAGAAGAAGGUGGAAAGCUGUGUGGGCUCUUGUUCAAAGACAUGCAACAAAACCUAUCCGUUGCCUUAAUUACCUAGAAUGUUGUGUGUGUGUGUGUGUUUUAUGUCUUGGAAAAUUAUUAGCAUUAAAUAAUCUGUUAUUUAAUUGAAGAAGAAGAUGUACUUUGUCAUUCAGUUUAUGAAGAUCCUCCUACAUGGAAAAUUAACCAUUCAAUCUAUUAAUAUUCCAAAACCUCAUGAUGGAAAGGUUUUAGUCCUCUUAUUGUUGAUUUUGAUA